Molecule: messenger RNA, 5808 nt
Organism: Corythoichthys intestinalis (scribbled pipefish)
Lineage: Eukaryota; Metazoa; Chordata; Actinopteri; Syngnathiformes; Syngnathidae
Product: protein AF-17-like
Exons: 20
Coding region: 214-3357 (1047 amino acids)
Biological process (GO): regulation of transcription by RNA polymerase II
Cellular component (GO): nucleus
Molecular function (GO): histone binding; nucleosome binding
Source: RefSeq, a predicted model, not a curated record
UAUGGGGACUGGGAGGACAUCACGGAAAAAACGUAGCAGCGGCACCACCACAAACCUUACGCCGAAAUUGCGCCAGUACCGCCGCGUACGACUAAGCGGCCCAUGACUAUGCCCUGUGCGGCGCUAGCGAGCGGGACUACCCCUUGACAGGCCUGAAGCGAGGUCUACGCCGCUACCGGGAGGGGGAAAUACAUUUCUUCAUAUGGGAGCAGCAUGCGGGAAAUGGUUGGUGGUUGCUGCGUGUGUUCCGACGAGCGAGGAUGGGCUGAGAAUCCGCUCGUUUACUGUGAUGGACACGGCUGUAACGUCGCCGUACAUCAAGCAUGCUAUGGCAUCGUCCAGGUGCCCACGGGUCCGUGGUUCUGUCGUAAGUGUGAGUCACAGGAGAGGGCAGCAAGAGUGAGGUGUGAGUUAUGCCCUCACAAAGAUGGCGCUCUCAAGAGGACAGACAGCGGAGGUUGGGCUCACGUUGUGUGUGCACUCUACAUACCUGAAGUGCAGUUUGCCAACGUCCUCACCAUGGAACCCAUCAUCCUACAGUAUGUUCCACAUGAGCGGUAUAUGAAGACGUGUUAUAUCUGUGAAGACCAUGGUAGAGAGAGCAAGGCAGCUUGUGGAGCAUGCAUGGCCUGCAACAGACAGGGUUGCAGACAGGCUUUCCAUGUCACCUGCGCUCAGAUGGCAGGCCUGCUGUGUGAGGAGGAAGGCCCUGAAGCUGACAAUGUGAAAUAUUGUGGCUACUGCAAGCAUCACUACAACAAAAUGCAGAAGAAACGACGUUCUGGUGAAAACGCAAGUAAUGCAUUCAGUCAUUCCAGGGGGCGCUCGACUUCUCCAUCACAGGACAAACAUCACUAUCACAGGCAGAGAAAGAGUCAUAAGGAUAAGAUACGACAGAAAGAGCGCCACAAGAAGUCAUCUGACAACCAAUCACUGAUGUCUGGUAGUAUAGACAUGCUCUCUUCCAGUCACCACACUUCCAAAGACAGUGAGGGCAAGUCAAAGAAGCUGAUGUCGCACAGUCAUGGUCACCACAGUAAGAAAACAGGAAGCAACAGUAAGAGUGGCUCCUCCUCUUCCUGCUCCUCCAGUCCAUUUAAUCCAGGUGGGGCUCUGUCUUCAGCUCAAGAUUUUCAUCAGUACUCCUCCUCGUCACGUCCUGAGCGGGACCACGAGCGAGGAAGCAGCGACCACAGCGGAGAAGAUCGCAAAGAACAUCACAGGAGGCCAGCAGUCCAGGGGACCGAAGAAGACAAUGAUAAGGGGGAGGACAAAGAUGAGGAGGAAGACGAGGAUAACAAUUAUCAUGAGCCGCCAGCGUUGACUCCCGCUGAAGGCCCUCUCGCAGGGUCACAGGGUCAUGAUCGGUCUGAUGGAAACGCAAGCCCUUUCGAGAACAAGGUCACAAUUUCAACUUUUGGAUCCAUCAUGCGGAUCACCUCCACAUCAGUGCUGGGUAGUAGCAGUAAGAUCCGCAAGAUGUCCUCUUCAGGAGACUACAAACCUUCCAAAUCUCUGUGCAAGAUUUCGCAAAUGAGUACACCGCCUAUCCCAGAAGAAGCAGAGCUUGAGGAUAAAACUAACCCGCCACCAUUGUCCCAAGAGAGAAGACAUCGCGGCAACAAAAAGAGCCGCCAUGGUCCAGGCCGACCUCGAGGAAGCAAAAACCGAGAGAGGAAAGAGGACAGUCAUCAUCACAGCACUGCACCUCCACCACCACCGGUUUUCACCUCCUCAUUGUACCCGAACCCAGUGUCAGUUCCUCACCUCACCUUCCCCUCGUCACUGUCCAACACCACAGCUUCCUCCUCUUCAUUCUCAUCCUCGUCAGCAAGCAGUUUUUCCACAAGCCGUGGCAACUCGCUGCUUGGCCCGGGUAUCUAUUCCAGUCUAAAGAACCCUCUUUCACUGGGCGGGGGCAUCUGCAGCACCUCCUUGUCCCUGGCUGGGGGCAUGUGUAGCACCUCUCAGUCAUCAGGACUCCUCCCAAGUCAUGCACUAUCACACUCUAUCCAAUCAAGCAACGCUGUUUCAAUACCACAGGUGCAUCCAGGUUCAAGCAGCUCCUACAGUGUGAGCUCUACGCAACCUUUCAUCACUGGUCUUUCCACACUGCCACCACUGCUGAGUCAAGCCCCAACUUCAUUGCCAGAGUCAGACCUUGAUGACUGUCGCUUCCCAUGUCAGGGAAACUCACCAAGGGAAAGUCUUUGCUCACAGUCUCCUAUGAGCUCCCUUCCUCUUCUGUUUGACCAGAGAGAUGGUUUAGGAACAGGAGUUCAAGCAUGUCCCGAAAACAUACCCCAGACAAGCUCCCACAUAGAGCUCCUAUUGGAGAAACAUAGCAACGGAGAAAUCGGUGUAAACAUCGUAGACAUACUCCAGUCACUUCACUCGCUGCAGCAGGAGAACCAGCGGCUCCAGGACCAGAUUCUCAGUCUGACAGCCAAAAGGGAGCGACUGCAGUUACUUAAUACUGAAUUGGCCUUACCUUUCCCUCAUGCGCAUUCUGUCCAAGGCUCUUUCCAUACUGCCGCCCGGAUCAACUUUUUGUCCUCAGGCCAAGACCCUCUAAUCACCAAACAGAGCCCCCUGUCGAAGAGCAGUUUCCUUAAUGACACUUCCUUUGUUACCUCCUCUGAGGAUCUCCGCUCUGGUAGUCCGUCCCGCAGUAGCUCUUCCCUGUCCUUCCAGAGUACUCCUCCUCCACAGCAAAGCCCUGCCACAAUGAGUCAACCAGUGAUAAAUGGGCGAGGUUCGAGUGAAAUUUUGGGGCAAAUCAAUCAGGGUGGCACAUCAACUCAGUCUGUGGCAAGCGGGCAACUCACAUCUCUUGCAGGAAGCCCUCAGCUGAGCAUGAAUGGGGCCCUUAGCGCUUUAAACGGUGUGAUACAUUCUCCUGUCCAGAGUGCCUCCCAGUCCACGCUCCCUGCUCUGCGCCCCCAGCCGCCUCCACUCAACCCACAGACAAUGGCACAGAGCUUUCAACUUCCCAAGAGUGGGAGCCCGUCUUCAGUCCCGUCAGAGCAGCAGAAACAGAUCAUUCUUGAGCAGCAGCAGCAACUUCAGCAGUUCCUCACGUCACAGAACUUUACUCCUGAGCAGAGGGCGGUUGUAUGCCAGAUACUUCAGCAGCAGAGGCAGAGGGAGCUGCAGCGCCUCACACUGGCUGGAGCCCUCACGUCCACAGCAAACUCCUCCAUAUUGGCUCAGUCAACCAACCUGUUGCCCUCAGCGACCACCUGCCCCCUGCAGGGCAGUCAGGGAGGUAACCUCUUUGUCCGACAGGAGGGCAGCCUUCACAAGUCUGUGAGUGACAAGGUUCCAGGAGAGAAGGGGGGAGACAAGAAUGGAUGAAACCCCAAUGAUUCUAAACCAUCUCAAUCUCAAAUGAAGAUAUUGCUCCCCCUGAGGAAUAACUGAGGUCAGUCACCACACGUGACAUAAGGACGUCUAUUUCUACUCUCUUCUUUAAUGAAUGUAUAACAGGAUGGACAUGAGGGUGAGGUUUUUGGGUAUGGAAGUAGUUUUUAUUCGAGGUUCUCUCAUGUUUUAUACAGGCAGCUUUUCAGGGAGCACGAAUAUAGUGGUCUCUUCUUAAAUUGCACUAAUUUCUUAGCUAGGCCAGUGGGCAUGCUUACGUGGACAGUCCUUCCUCGCCCUGACAAGUGGUCUAUGUUUUUGGUUUAAAGUAUAAUCUCAAGCACUGAUCUUUAAUGAACCAUUUCCAUAGCUUUUUUAUUUCAACUUGUUGGCAAUUAAAGACAGAAUUUCAUCCACUUGUGAGUCAACUCACACGUUUGUCUUCCUGUAAAUGUCUUCCUGUGGUCACCAUACCCUGCAUUUCUUCCAGGCAUCUGCUUUAUUCUAUUAUUUUCGAUCACGUGAGCCUUUCUGUGACGUUUCCUACUUUCCUGAUGGGACAAGUCAAAAGUCACAACAAUUACUCCAUGUGGCCAGUGACGUUUCAAGGUUAAGCUAGUUAUUACCUCAAAAUUUUCUGCCGUCUUUUUCUAUGCUGGGUUCCAUUUUGUGCUAACUCUUUUUUACUACUUCCACCCGAUGUAAACAGCCACAGAAAAUGUUGUCAUUUACUAUGUCUUUUACUGCUGUGUAAAUAUCCCAAAUGUUCCCCACAACUGGCAUUAGUAAGUCCUUCAAUUUAUUCAAAACCAGAAAAGUUUUAUAUCUUUGUUGUUGCUGUCGAGAUUAAGAGGACGAAACCAAACCUUUGGAAGUUGUUGAUGUGAAUUUUUUUCCACCCUGAAUAAGUGCGCACUUUUGCAUGUUAGUAGUUGAAUGAGCUAUUUACUGUAGUCCUUUUUUUUUUCCAUUAUUAUUUAAAUGAGAAUUGGCACUCAUUUUAUAUAUACUAGUAUAUAUAUAUAAUAUAAUUUAAUGUCUGCUGACUAGCUGUUCUUUUAGCAAUACUGGAUUGAUAAUGCCUUAAUGUUGCUAAACAUAUAGAGAGAAAAGAGUUGUGCUCAAAGGCUCAAUCGCUCACUCUUUGAUAGUCUUUUGUAUGAUUAUUACUGGUAUUAGUAUUACAGAUACAUGGAGGGUUACUGAUACAGCACCCAUCCUAAACCCAUUUGUAUACAUUUUACAAAUAACCAAUUUCAUGAAAUGAAACAUGUGAAUAACCUGAUCGUGGUAACUACAGUGUAAUUUUGUUUUUCAACUGUCAUUUUUAGUUCAGAUACAAUGUUCUUUAGUUGUUUGUGCUUCAGAAAAGUACUAGUUGCAAUGAAGCCUGCACAGUGGUGUCCUCACAAAGGAUGUUAACUGUAAAAUGCUGUCACAAUAGUGUGUUUUAGUGCUGUUACAUGCAGUGGACUCAUAUUUGCUACUGGCAUUACGUUUCUUGGCAUAGGCUGAUGGAAAGCGUAUUUCCCCUGCUACAUGUUCUUCUAUUUUGUAGCUCACAAUUUCAUGUUUUAUAUCACAGGAAGGGAUUUUUUUUCUGUAGCAAUAUUGUCAGGGGUCUUGUUUUAUCUCCGCUUAGAUUUUAAAUAUCGUCUGCCCCGCGUGACAUCAAGAGUGCUAGUUAGUUUUGUCUGUAGGUGUCAUAAAGCAUAAAACAACUCACUAGGAGGUGAUUAAAUAUUGUAGCAAUGACAGAAUGGGAAUGUUUAUUUUGUUGAUUAAAAAAAAAAAAAAGAGCCAACCUUAAAAGUGGGGCUUCUAUAAUUUACCAAGUACAAUACGUGUGAAGUCCUGACAAUAUCCAAGGAAGGGAGCGGUACAAAGGGUUUUGUUUUAUUUCCUAAAUUGCACUGGGGCACUGUGAGCCCAAUUUGUUUCAUUGUACUUUUGUUUGAUAUGGAGUUGAACUUUUUUUGUGUGUGUGUGUAAGACACGUUCUUUAAAGCUUUGAAGUUUGGGUAACCAAGAUAUUCCAUGUUAUGAAUGUCGUCGUACAGUGUAUCUUCAGUGUUACAACAUUAGCGCACCCCUCUCACGAUAAGGUUUAAUGAAGAGCAAGUUAGUCGUUGGCAUCAGAAUUGCAUAAGAUGCAGUGGUUUGACAAGUAUAUCCAUAAAUAAAAAGUUAUAAUUAUGCAUGAUUUUAAAUGCAUAGUUCCCUGGCAAAGUUAAAUAUCAAUUUUUAAAUAAGCACCUAAUUUUAAUGACAUGCCUGGUGUCAUUGUACAGUGUAUUUGCCUGAGAUAAUUCAUCAAAAAUUCAUUUGACACUAUUCAGAUUAAAUCCCUGUAAAGUAUUUUGAUACUUUUGUGUGUAAAAUGAAAAUGACGGAUGUAUACAUUUUUUUCUUUUGUCAAUAAAUGUAUUUUACUGAUUUGUUUAA